Molecule: messenger RNA, 1107 nt
Organism: Trichosporon asahii var. asahii CBS 2479
Lineage: Eukaryota; Fungi; Basidiomycota; Tremellomycetes; Trichosporonales; Trichosporonaceae
Exons: 5
Coding region: 1-1107 (368 amino acids)
Molecular function (GO): 8-oxo-dGDP phosphatase activity
Source: RefSeq, a predicted model, not a curated record
AUGUCUUCCCCCUCGCUGCUCCCCUUCGUCAAGGCGGCUGACAGCUUUCCAGACUACAUCUCCCAGCCCUCCGCCUACCCCCUGCAGCAUCCCGAGACGGGCGAGGUCUAUGUCCCCUUCCACCUGUGUCCUGCCGACUACGACGCCAAGCUGACCCCGCUCGGUCUCCUCCGUCCCAAUGUCGUACAGGAGCUGAGGACCUUCGAGGCCGAGAGCAAGAUGGGCGCGUUCAGCUUUGUCAUGGACGCCGAUGAGGUCAGGUGUGUCACGUUCACGGAGCCCGUCGUCGCACAGGGGACAGAGAGCAUGAACCAGGCCGUCGCGACUGCGGCUUGGACGUGGCGGCAGGCUGGCAAAUUCAAGAACGAGCUGGAUGGUGAGUACAAACCGGAAGGCCAAGAAGCAGGAGACGGGGCUGGCGUCAACGUCCGGCCGUUUCUCAAGUUCAAUUACUAUUCCUGGACCACGGAGGUGGACGGUGUACAGCUGACGACAGGUUGGCGUGACGAGCUGUACGCGAUUUACUGCGACCCGUCUUCCUCCGGUUUCAAGCCCGCCGACAAACCCUGGGGCAACGCCGCUUUCGCAUGCGAGCGCGCCGCGUGUGCCAUCUUCGGUUUCGCGACCUUCGGCGUGCACAUGACAGCGUACGAAUGGCACGGCAAGGAGAUGAAGAUCUGGGUCCCCCGCCGCUCGCCGACAAAGGCAACCUGGCCCUCCAUGCUCGACAACACGGUUGCGGGCGGGAUUCCCUUUGGCCUCACGCCGGCCGAGACGAUGGUGAAGGAGUGCGAUGAGGAGGCGUCUCUGCCCGAGGAGUUUGUGACGAAGCGGUUGAAGUACUUGUACGACCUCGAGCUGCCUUCCCCGGACUCGCCGGAGUAUGUGCUUCCAAAGCCGCACGACGACGAGGUCGAGUCUUUUGAGCUCAUGUCCGUCGAGCAGGCCAAGCAAUGCCUCGCAAACGGCGAAUUCAAGCCCAACUGCGGCUUGAUCCUCGUCGACUUCCUCGUCCGCCACGGCCUCGUCACGCCUGAGAACGAGCGCAACUACAUCCAGCUCGGGUGGCACAUGCGCCGUCGCAUCGGUGUUGGGGUUCCGUCCUAA